Molecule: messenger RNA, 3504 nt
Organism: Danio aesculapii
Lineage: Eukaryota; Metazoa; Chordata; Actinopteri; Cypriniformes; Danionidae
Gene: il12rb2
Product: interleukin 12 receptor, beta 2a
Exons: 16
Coding region: 145-2430 (761 amino acids)
Biological process (GO): cytokine-mediated signaling pathway
Cellular component (GO): external side of plasma membrane; signaling receptor complex
Molecular function (GO): cytokine receptor activity; cytokine binding
Source: RefSeq, a predicted model, not a curated record
AGUUCUUCAGGAGGAGGAGAUGCGCUUCACUGCCCAACUGCCACAUUUAAACCCAACAGCAGCACAAAUGACCAAAUCGAACACGUCUGUCCCGUGGGCAGGGAGGCUCUUGUGAGUGUUUGCGUGAUCCUCAGCUUGAGCUCAAUGUCUUCUAAAUGUACGUGGUCGAUUCUCGUCGUGUUGGCCUUCAUCCUGGCUACAGGUGCUCAUGGAGGAACUGUAUGCACCGUAAGGUCAAGCACAGGCAAAGAAGUCCUCUUCGGUUCCAACUUCACUGUCUCCUGCAUCUUCAACAAGCCAUGCACCAAACAAUUUUUUCGGAACAAUGAGCCAAUCAAGUAUGAGCACUCUCCCAGGUUAAGCGAGGUGUUAGUGUACAUUAAGAAUUUAACAAUGUUGAGCAUCUUCACCUGCAAGUGUAAUGACAACCCAGAGCCUUGCGGAAUUGACAUCACUCCAGGAUACCCUCCAAACGUUCCGCAAAAUCUGACCUGUGUUCGAAAAACCACAUUUGGCAAUGUUAGUUGCACUUGGACAACAGGAAGGGAUACAAAAAUUGUGACCACAUGUCAAUUACGGGUUCAAGGUGAUCCACACCAUGGCUAUGAAAGUGUUAUGAACUCUUCAGGAUUUUGUUGGGCCACAUUCCCUUUCAAAAGCUUAAUUAUGUCACAACUAAUCGUGUCGCUCAAUGUCUCUAAUAGCCUGGGCUCAAAUACCUCAGGUCCUCACACAUUUAUGCUCAGCAGUAUAGUACAACCAUCAUUACCGAAAAUCAAGCAUGUGGACUGCUCCUCCCGAUGGUGCCACCUACACACAGACAACCACAGCAUGAACUUAGUGGAAGUCCAAUACAAAUCGCCAAAAGGCAUCUGGAAGAACAUUAAGAUCAAUGGUAAGAAAAGUUUAAACAUAUCCUUGCUGGAGCCACAUACAACAUACACAUUUCAGAUCAGGAGGAAAAUAAACCAAACCAUGGGUCUGUGGAGUUACUGGAGUCAAGCAAAGGAAGCAGAAACCAAAGAAGAAGCUCCUGACAAGGUCCUUGACUUCUGGUACCUCCGAGAACUGAAACCUUCACAAAGUGAAAAGUGUUUCCGCAUAUUUUGGAAGGAAUUAAGUGUGUCAGAUGCCAAGGGGAAAAUUCAACAGUAUAAUAUUACUGUGAAGAAGGGGAACUCAAAAGAAAUCAUUGUAGUUCCACGCCGAAUAAAUGAGAGCAUAUGCUGCUCUGACUGCUCUGUUUCAGUCUCCGCAGUGAACUCGAUGGGUCAAUCUCCUGAAAAUUUUAUUAAGCUUCAAACUCCACACCUUGUUUCAGGUCUCCUGUCCCAUAAGUCAUUGAGCAAUCAUAGCAUUGCCCUCUCCUGGCCGAGACUUGCCAUUGCAGGCAAUAGAACCGAGUAUGUGGUGCAUUGGUAUCCUGUUGGAGACAUUGAGGAGAUUCAGUGGAUUAGGGUGGUGGACACCACAGCCAAUAUUACAGGUCUCCGACCUCAAGAAUGCUUUCAGGGUGCUGUUAUGGCUCUGACCUCAAAUGGUCCUGUGGUAUCUAAUAAAGACCUCUCCACAUGGCAGUCAGCUCCAGAACAGGGUCCGGUUCCUCAACAAGUAAAGAAGAAGACUGAGAGUCUAAUAGUAAAAUGGUCUAAAAUUCCUCAAGAAAAGAGAGGAGGCUGUUUGAAAAAAUACACCGUCUACUUGAUGGACAAGUCGAAGGGGGAAAUACACCAUUACAGUGUGGAAUAUCCAUUGACAGAGUAUAUCAUCAGUGGUCUGUCACCAGGACAGUGCUACAAUCUGUGGGUCACGGCCUGGACAGAUGCUGGAGAGGGACCCAGAGGAAGUGAUCUCCCAUUCUGCACACCAACAGAUACAGAGAAACUACUUUCCCUCGUGAUCUUGGCUGGUGGAGCAGUACUCUUUUUCUGUCUUUUCCUCCUCUGCAUCUGUCAGUUCUCCUCCGUUCAGAGAAGAUUCCUAAGUUGUUUCCAGUGUCUGCUGCCUAGAGUUAUUCCAGAUCCAGCAAACAGCAAAUGUGCAAAGACUUAUGACAAGGAAAUUCUAUUCUAUCUUCAACAAUGUGACUCCAGCAUGAGUGAGGAGCCUGAAAACGUGGAAGUGGAGGAAGUUCCCUAUCACCCCAGCUUCACCUGCACCUACAUCAAAAGCAUCUCUCAAGAGUCUGACUCCUCGGAUGCCACGCAGAUCACCAGGAACACGGACAUCUCCGGGGACUACAUCUCCACACACGGAGCAAUAAGUGGAGGAGAGGAGGAGGACGACGAGGAAGAAGAGAUGGGUUUGGAUGAAUUUGAAUUCUUGCCAAGCAUUCGCAGCUCUUUCCUGGAGCCCCUGGUUUCGACCGGAGGGAAGCUGACACUGGACGUGGUGAAAAUAGACUGCAGUGAAUUCCUGGAUUGCACAUGAUCGUCCAUCGGCAUUAAGAUUUGACCAGACUGUAACUGUAAUAUUGGUGCUGAAAAGUAAUGAUGGAGAUCACAAACAUCAUUACAAAGACAUAUUUGCUAAAUGAGCAUCUUAGUCUUAAUCCCAGCCAUUCCUAAAAGAGGACAAGCGACUCAUCUUUUUUCAUAUUGUUCUUUUAUAUGAAGGUGAAAUGGAUCAUCCAAAACUCCAUUGGUUUGGUUGAGUGGAAGCAGAACAGAAUGCUGUUGACUGAAAGAAGGAGACAAGAUGUCGGCGCAAUAGCCUAGUGGUUAACGUGCAGACAUAUGGUGCAGUAGCAUGUCAGGGUGUCCUGAGUUUGAAUCCCGGCUUGAGGACAUUUUCCUACCCCCCUUCUCUCUCCAACUUCGCUUCCUGUCUCAAUGCUGUCCUAUCUAAUCAAAAAGGCCAAAAAUAAAUCUUAAAAAAGAAGAAGGGGACAAGAUGUAAAGUCAGUAUGGAGAAGAAGUUCCAAUAGUCUUCCUUAUUGUGAUCUAUAUGUGAGCAAAAUGGCUUCUUGAACAAUCAGGAACUUAUUAGAUGGCUGUGGUAGAUUGGAUGUGCUCUUGGUAGAUCUCAAGUUACAGUGAGAGCUCUGUGUUGAAAGAGUUUCUUGGCAGGGCUCAAAGUGUACAUUUGAUUUUAGCGUCUUGACACACCAAAAUGAUGGUUGAGCCAUUGGUAAGCAUCUAUCUGGCAAGUAUGCUCACAUUGGAAGCAUGUUCAGCAUGUUGAAAUGACAUCAAAGCUGUCCAUGAAUCAACAAACUCUCGUCGAGAUCAUAGUUUCUUAGUCGGUGCACAUAAAUAAAAUCAUAAGUGAUGAAAGCGAGUAAGUAAUUCAUGAUGGGUUUCUUAUCUUGUGAUUUUCUCAACUGAAGAUAUAUUUAUAACAUGAGCUUCCUGCAAUAAGGAAAAUGCUGAAAAUACUACUUUGUUUACUGUUUGUAUUACUGUAGUCCUAGUUUUAACUUAUAUUUUGGUGUUUAUGCUGAGUUUUAUUAAUCUGAUGUUGGGUCCAAUAUGGGCAAACCUGGCUUGGUUUAUAUUUGACUGA